Pleuronectes platessa (European plaice) is the source of this 4092-nucleotide messenger RNA. It is a transcript of the gene clcf1, whose product is annotated as cardiotrophin-like cytokine factor 1. NCBI's taxonomy places the organism in Eukaryota, Metazoa, Chordata, Actinopteri, Pleuronectiformes, Pleuronectidae. The coding region runs from base 364 to 1878 and encodes 504 amino acids. The record is from RefSeq and is a predicted model, not a curated record. The transcript has 3 exons.
AGACCACACACACCAGGACAGAGGAGCGUCAAUAUUUCACCUCCAUCUCCUCUCUCUGAGUAUUUUAUCUUUAUUAUCAAAUUUACUUCAUCCACAGGAUUUAAUCAUCACCUGUUUUUUUUUGUUGUGAGAGGGGAAUGGAGCAGAUUGUGUUGAGCCGAUGAAAAGUUUUUUUGACUAAUCUACACGAGGGAAGAAGAACAUCACCAUCAUCAUCAUCAUCAUCAUCAUCAUCAUCAUCAUCAUCAUCAUCAUCAUCAUCAUCAUCAUCAUCAUCAUCAUCAUCAUCAUCGGCUUAUUUCAGCUCGUGCAGUGGAUGAAGCUCAGAGAGCGCACACAACCGAAUAAAGGGAUUUGGAGAAAAUGACAAGUUUGUGCGGAGUCCAUCAACACCAGCUCAUCCUGUUAUUGGCUGCUGCCAUGGUGAUGGCGAUUGAUUCGUCACACAACCUGGCCAGUGAGAGGAGUUCGAUAGAAAGCACGUAUGAACUCACCAAGUACCUGGAGUAUCAGCUCAAGGAGAUCAAAGACGUAUAUCUCACCUACUUAGGCCCUCCAUUCAACGAGAAAGACUUCUCCCCCCCACGGCCCAACAGCACGGCUCUGUCCCUGCCCAUUGCCGCCACCCGCCUGGAGCUGUGGCAUGGCCUGGAGAACCAAGCCCGCCUUGCCCAGAACCAGAAGGCCUACUCUGUGCUGCUGGCGGCUGUCAGGGAGCUAGCCCGCUCCACCCUCUGCCCCUCCCUCAAGACCUCCCUGCUGCACUUUUGCACGGGCCUGGACGGACUGCUGGGCUCUAUAUCUGCGCUGAUGACCACGCUUGGGUACACGCUUCCUCCUGCAUCUGCAAACAUGAGAAGUAGCGCUGGCGAGCUGCAAUACCCUCAGAGUGGGAUAGGAGGCGACCGGCCAGCUCCACUGAUGAGCCAGAGCCUGUACAGGUCCAGAACCGGGUCUAGGACGGAGGCGGGUCACCGUAACAACCAGAAACGAAGUGGGGUGAGGGUGGUCAGAGGAGAUCGCGAGGAUGGCGUCGACGUGGACCUGAUAGAAAAGAAAAGGGCAAAUUCGGGGAGGAGAGCUGAGACGACUGCAGCUGGAGGAAGGAGUGGCGGAUCGCGGGAGAAGGGAAGAGGAGAAAGAGGGAGGAGAGGAAAGAGGGAGGAGCCCCAGAGCAGGAAAUGGACCGCCACCGAAGACGAGAGAGCGGGGGAGGAGGGAGAGGAGGAGCUGGAGCGAGAGGUAGGGGCGGAGAGAUGGGGCAGGAGGUUGUUGAGCAUCAGCGAGGAUGGCGAUGAGGAGGGGAGGCAGUCGGAACCUGGGGUCGAAUUGCCUUACCUGGACACACAAAGUUCCAUCUCCCUUCUGCAACCAACCAUCGUGGACAACAACAACAAUCUGUACAGCUACAACCUGAACUCACGUCACACAGACACCAUCAGAAAGGAAGAUGGAUUUUUUGUGGUGAAAAGCAGUGGGUUAAUCCUGGAGGAGGGGCAGCAAACAAAUAUGGAGGCGGCCUCCUCUUCCUCAGCUUUCUAUCACCAGCGACGGCCUCCUCGCUCCCUCUCCCCCCCCACACUCCAACCUCCCCUCUCCACCCUCUCCCUCCUCUACCAGUUCGGAGCAGGUGAGAGGCACACCCUCCUCCCCCAGCCUGUCCCCCUGUCUUUACAAAGGGGCACCUCCCUCCUUUCGCCCCCUUUGACCCCCCUGCUCUCCUCCUCCUCCUCUUCUUCCUCACUCCUGUCCGUGCGGCCGACGAUGAACGACUUCGCCAGGAAGGUGGAGGGGUUUUGGAUAUUGCGGGAGCUGCAGAGUUGGCUGUGGCGAUCGGCGAAGGACUUCAACCGCCUCAAGAAAAGACUAAGAGGUUGAGACACUUCAACGGGACGGGACACUGAGACAAAAUAAACACACACACACACACACACACACACACACACACACACACACACACACACACACAAACACACAAAUGUGCAGUAUAAUGGAAAUCGUACCCAUAACGAAUUGCACAAAAUCCGUCUGGAAACAAACUGAGAGCUUUGACCGACAAACGCACACAAACACACUCAUGCUUUAACGCAGUCAUUCAUACUGUACUGGAAUAAAUGAAUGAAGCACGAAUUGGCAGGUCACCAGAAGCGCUAAUGGAAUAUAACACACACAAAACCCAACACAUUACCAGCACUGUCACUCUCUCUAAUGCACAUAGCAGCUCAUUGAGCAAGACACGCUGAGACUGGGCUGAGUUACCGGACUACACGGCUCAUAGAUCAACAGGAAUACCACUGUAGGUGGUUAGACACAUGCACGCACGAGGGUAGACGUAGCGUCAGGCAGCGAGAGGGACAGUGCAGCCAUUGAGCGAGAACUGAUUCAGCGACCUCCAGAAGUGUGAAUCAGCAAACUUCAUUUUCUCGAAAAGGCGGAAGGGAAAUUAUUCUGAAUGGGUAAAAGACAAAGGGAGAGCAGAGUGGAGGAAAUGGCCAGAGGGAUGAAGAGGAGGAGAGGAAGACUCGGAAAGUGACAGGAAGACGGGAGGAGGCGUGAGUCAGGGGGUUCCGCACUGGGAAUAAUGGGCAGAGGGGUACUGCUGAGUAAUGGCAAGAUGGACGGUCAGUUACAGUAACUCUAUAAAAGCGCUACACAUACUGUCCAGACAGAGAGGUGGUCAUACACAGACUCACCCUCACUGUGGUAUUUGGUGCCUUAACAAACAAUUCACUUCUUUGAUGCUUUUGAUUCAGUGCUCAUAACUUUUACCACUUUAUAAGGAAUUUAUCCCAGAGUUAGAAACAUUAUAAACAUAUUUUACCAUGGAAUUAUUGACCUGCAAAAAACUCAUUAAAGGUCUCCUGUAAGAAACAGUUUUUCACAUUUUGGGAAUUUAUGGGGGCUUUCUUGAUUUGAUAUGAACCUUUGAUUUACAAAAUAUCUCCAGACGAGAACUCAAAUGCUCAAACAAGCCGUUAUGACAUUGUUGUUAUAUUAUUGUUUCUAACUCCCAUUGCACAAUGUAACACUGGGCAUAUGUCUGUCCCGUCAUCGUAUCGCUCUGUUUACACACACGUACGGAUUCAUACAAACCAGGCUUUUGGAAAUCUGCAAUUUGGAAGGUGUUUGUAAAACUCUCUUAAUUACUGACUUUCAACAAAGCCAUAAUUGCGUCGUACAAACAUUUCAAAUUUGAAACCCUGUGGUAGUUCAAACUCCCUCUGAAAGCUCAUUUUCACAUGUGAGCGAAGUAAACAAUCAAGAUUGUUAGUUAGAGCCCCCUAGCAGUUCCCGGCAGGUUCUGCUGUUGAGCUUCUUCUGUACUUCUGUGUUCUGAUGCCACAGGCUGCAGCAGCUUUGUUCAUUGGCUCCGCAGCUGCACUGUAGCUGAUAUGCACUUCCUCAAAAAUGUAACUGCACAUCAAGGCUACAGCAGCGAGACACCACAUGGUGACCACAAGAGCCGUGACUGGUCAAAACGGCCUGCUUGGGUUUUUGUCUCAAAGUUUCCACAAGAUCAUCUGUUGGAGCCUUUUCCAAUGCAGCACUUCUGCUAACCAUAACAAUGGUUCAAUGAAAAUACUGCAAUAGUACCAUUCCUGUGGAAUAUGAUUAAAGCACAACAUGACCUUAACAAUACAUGUUGACGUGGUGCUAUCCAUGGGCGAAAUCUGACGCCGAACCAUAAAUCUAAAGCUACUUUGCAGGUAUCUAUGACGGCACCUCCCUUCCGUUGAUCGUAAAUCUGACUUCAGUCUUUGUGCUAAACUAAGAUCACCAUCACCUGGUUUGAGCUUUAUGUCUUAACAGGGAGACAUGAGAGUUGUAUCAGUCUGCUCGUAUAACUGUCAGAAAGAAAGUUCCCAAAAUGUCAAACUGUUCCUCUUCUUCGUCACUUCACACUCCUCAGUACAAUUGUUUUUGGAAUUUUUGUUGAAAAUUGUUUAUUUUUUUGUCCCUUUCAAAACCAGAAAUCCAUCUCUUUCCUUUAUCUACAGAUGUUUUUGUUUGUUUUUUUCAGAAUAAAUGUAACGCUAUGCCUUUGAAAUGUGCCUUAGAUGACGUGGCGUAAGGUUAUGGAUCAUAUCUCUA